Molecule: messenger RNA, 1611 nt
Organism: Lachancea fermentati
Lineage: Eukaryota; Fungi; Ascomycota; Saccharomycetes; Saccharomycetales; Saccharomycetaceae
Source: the annotation of a GenBank genome assembly
AUGAUAAUUAUACUAACUAAACCGAAAUUCCCAUCCAGUAAUUCCAGAAGCCUAGAGAUAAAACUGAACAAUAUGCCACCGGGUACACUACUGAGAGAAAUGAUCGAAAACGGACAUGCAAGGCCUAUGGGCUCCAUUGAAAAUAUUUACGGAAUUUUUAAUAGGCAGAAACUUUAUAGAAAUUUUUCUAUGUUUGCAGAAAUCAAUGAUUUUUGUAACGAGCGCCAGCUUAGGGCCGCUCUAAGAAAUCUGUGUCUAAAAAACCCUAUUUUACUUCAUACCAUUGUCCCAGAAAUUUGGCCUUUCAACGAAAAAUAUUACCUGAGCGACGAGUACUACUGCAUGCCUCGUUCUCAGCAUGAAUUUAUCGCUAUUUUACCAGAAUUGGAUCUGUCAGAUAUUUUGGCCAACAAGCAAACACAAUACCAGCAGGUUCUGGAAAAAGCUUUCAGGGAAUUCGAGUCAUCGAAUUUUUGUUACACCUCGGAGGUAUAUAAAUUGAUUGCGACAAUAUCAAUACCGUACGUGGGGCCCUCUUGGAGACUUAUUUGCUUACCGGAGAAACGUGGAACAGAAUGGAGAAAAUUCAUAUUCAUUUCGAACCAUUGUUUAUGUGAUGGAAGAAGUGCCGCAAAUUUUUUUCAUGACCUGAAGGAGGAGCUAAACUGUAACAUUGACAAUAGAUUGACCGUAACUACGAUAUUCAGUUACGAGAGGGAUCACUACCUAUUGCCAAAACUUCCUGAGCCAUUGGAAAAAAGAAUUGAUUUCCGGCCACCUUGGUCAUAUUUUCCCAAAUAUCUUGUCUGGGAACCAAUCGUGAAUCAUUUCAAAUUCUCCUCUAAUUGCGCGACUAGUCGUUUAGAUGAAUCUUUCGACGGGAAAACUCUUUUGACCGAAAUUAUAAACAUUGAUGUGCAAGUGCUUGAGAAAGUUAGGCAAUUAAUCAAAGCCAACGUGCACGAAGGUGGAACAAUAACACCUUUUUUAGAGAUCUGUUGGUUAAUUUCGCUUCAUAAAUGGGGAGCUUUCUCUGGUAAGUCGUGGACAAAAUGCUUAACAGAUGUAUUUGUACCAGUCGAUGUAAGGAAUCUUCUGCCUGAUGAUGAUGACAUAAGAAAAUCAUACAGGUACGGCUGUAAUGUUGCGGCAAUCGAGUUGAAUCCUUGGAUAAGCCAGUUGGAUGUCGAGAAAAACAGCGAUGAAUUUUGGGCGCUUGUUAGUCAAAAUCAAAACAAAAUCACGAGUUUGUUACAGAAGAAAGAACAACUCAAUCUCAUUGGAUUUAAUACGCUCGAUAUUGUCGAGAAAAAUUUUAAUCUAGACCGCGAACUCUGCGUACACACUCUCAACAAACCACGCCAAGGUACUUUAUUAAGCAACUUGGGUAUUUUUCCACAAAAUAGCCAAGAAAGAGAUAGGUACUCGUUAGAGAAUCUGAUUUUUGGUCAGUUUCAAGGAUCGUUCCGUGAAUCGUUCUCUAUGUGUGUCUGUUCCACUGAUAGGAAAGGAAUGAAUAUUGUACUCACAACUACCAGUGAUCUUAUACCAAACAGCAAGUCCUGGGAGGAUCUUUGCAGCACAUUCAAGAGUAUUAUCUCCGACACUUAG